Branchiostoma belcheri (Belcher's lancelet) is the source of this 2156-nucleotide messenger RNA. RefSeq names its product interferon-related developmental regulator 2-like. The transcript is spliced from 14 exons. Bases 201 to 1535 code for a protein of 444 amino acids. The record is from RefSeq and is a predicted model, not a curated record. NCBI's taxonomy places the organism in Eukaryota, Metazoa, Chordata, Leptocardii, Amphioxiformes, Branchiostomatidae.
UCUAGAACAGGGUGAAAAUCCUCAGAUCUCCCAGAUCUAAAAUAUGUCGACACCAGAAUCGGAACGUCUCUAUCUUCAAGACCAUUUUUCCUAUUUUAUAGGAUACUUUGCCGAAUUUCAAAGAACUGUUAGUAUACGAAAGUUUCCCUGGAAAGUCUCUAGUGUUGAUUAACGAUAUUUGAGCCAGUAAGACCGCGAGAAUGCCGCCCAGAGGUAACAAGAAGAAGAAAGCGGGAUAUCCAACAAGAUCCCAUAAACUCAGAGUUAUCUUGCUCCCAGGUGGCCGCAGCAGUGCGGAACAGAGUGACACUGACCUGGUGGAUGACACAGCCAGUAACGUCAGCAGCAGUAGUGACCUGCGCAGUCUCACAGGAGAGGAGGGAAUUCCCCCUCCUGAUGCUAUAGAUGAAACUGAGGCCCAGGAAGAUUUUGAGGAAAAACUGAGAGACCAGAUAGAUGGAACCACUCAGAAAAGUGCAAGUGGCCGUAAGUCGUGCCUGGCUGGUCUUCGUCAAACCUUCUCCCGCAAGGUUUUACCAGACUUCAUAGACAAUAGGAAAGUUACCAUCACUGAUUGUGUAGAAAGAUGUUUAAAGAAAGGAAAGGGUGAGGAGCAGGCCCUGGCUGCAUCAGUAGGCUCACUGCUGUGUGUCCAGCUGGGCUCCAGGGAGGGGUGUGAGGAGAUCUACAACAGCCUGAAACCCAUCAUGAUCACCAUCAUGAACGACAAGUCUGCAGCAGCCACUGCCAGAGCUGCUUGUGCACAAGCCCUGGGCCUCAUCUGCUUCAUAGCUGCAGGGGACAUGGAGGAGGUUGUUGACAUCAUGACGAGUCUGGAGAAGAUCUUCUGCGCGGCGUACCUGAAGGGUGACGGCACGUCGCCUUCCCACAGUCCCGCGCUGCAGGCCCUGCACUGCGCCGCUCUGUCAGCAUGGACCCUGCUGCUGUCCAUAGCACCACCUUCUAAAGUACAGGAGUUUGUCAAAACCCACCUUCCCAAGCUGCCCCAGCUGUUACAGAGUGAUGACGUGAACAUGCGCAUCACGGCGGGCGAGGCCAUCGCACUGCUGUAUGAACUAGCACGGGCCGAGGACGAGGAUUUCCUGGGUGCUGACCUGGACUCGCUGUGUGCCCGUCUGAAGCAGCUGGCCACUGAGAGCGUCAAGUACAUCGCCAAGAACGACAAGAGAAAACAACGCUCCAGCUUCAGGGACAUCCUCAGAGGAGUGGAGGAGGCCGAGGCUCCCAACGACACGGUGAGGUUCAGUGUGGAGGAGAUCUACCUGGACAGCUGGGUGAAGAAACGCCAGUAUGAGGCCUUCAAGGACUCACUGGGAGCUGGAGUCAACCAGCAUUUACAGGAGAAUGAACUCCUGCGUGACAUCUUCAGUUUGGGAGCCCCCAUCGACGUAGCAGCCUACAACAAACAGAAUAAGAUCAGCCGGUUUGAGAGACACAUGUACAACUCUGCAGCUUUCAAGGCAAGAACAAAGGUCCGCAGCAAGCAGCGUGACAAGAGAACUGUCACUGCAUGAGCACAACGUCAGCCUGUAGAAUUAUUACACUAACUAGUGGUCUGUGCUGGAAGUCAGGCGGUUGCUAAUGUAGUAACUGCCUGGGGUUCGGUGCAGGAAACAUCUGCACGAGCGUUCUGUAUUUUCUUGAUAGAACAGAAAGUUGCUGUGUUUGUGGUACAGUUACUUAACAGCAGUGUCUGAUGACACAUGCUGCUUUUGUUAAAGGCACCCAAUGCAAUUUCAGGGCAGCAAAGUGAAAAAAAUGCCUCCGCCCCUAAGGCAUCGCCAAAAAUAUUCAUGAUUAGGAAAUACUAACAUUUAGUGCAAAUUGUUAGUACUUUUUCAUCAUCAUUUCAUACUUAAAGCAUUUCAGUGAGCCCCCAAACAGGCUAUGUGAGGGGUCCCUUUAUUUUUUGGUACCACCAAUAAACAUGGCAACUUUCUUCCACACCCCAGUGGUAUCUGCAAUACCAGUUUCUAAAGGCUCUUGGCAAAUAAUGGCUAAUUUGCAAUACAUGUAUUGUUUUUACUAUUACUACAUGUAACUAACACCUACAAGCAGCUUUUCUGUACAAUUUGACCAAAGAUUUUGACCAAAGCAUUUCAUCUAAGUAUGUUAUCUUGUUAAGGUCACACCAA